GUGCCGCUGAGCCCCGAGGUCGCUCGGCCGCCAUAGCCAUGAGCUGUACCGCGCUGCUGGGGCUCAGGGGACAGCGGUUGUUGAGGGCCGUCGCCCGCCCUCCCCGCUGGAGCAGGCGGCGCAGCACCGGCUGCGAGCCCCCGGCGGGAGCCGCGGUGCGCAUCGGCUGCGCUUCGGGCUUCUGGGGAGACACGGCGAUAGCGGUGCCGCAGCUGCUGUACGGAGGGAAGCUGGAUUUCCUCGUCUUCGAUUAUCUCUCGGAGAUUACCAUGUCGUUGCUGGCGGCUGCCAAAGCCCGGUCUCCCGUUUUAGGUUGCACUCCAGAUUUUGUCUCUGCUGCCAUGGCUCCCUAUAUAAAAGAUGUUCACAGGAAAGGCGUUCGUGUCAUCAGUAACGCUGGUGGAGUUAAUCCGCUUGCUUGUGCAGCUGCCCUUCAGGAGGUGGCAAAGAAAGCAGAUGUUGAUUUGAAAAUAGCUGUUGUUGCUGGAGAUGAUUUAAUGAGUGAGAAGGAGAACCUAAAAGGAGCUGGUAUCACUGAUAUAGACAGUGGCAAACAAUUUCCAGAGAGCAUUCAUAGCAUGAAUGCGUAUCUUGGAGCAAGGCCAAUAAGCAGGGCUCUUGACCUUGGAGCUGAUAUUGUUGUGACAGGUAGAUGUGUCGACAGUGGGAUUGUAUUAGGACCGCUCAUUCAUUCUUUUGGCUGGAAUAGGGAUGAAUUUGACUUGCUUGCUGCGGGAAGCCUUGCAGGUCAUCUCAUUGAAUGUGGUGCUCAAUGUACAGGUGGAAUAUUCACUGAUUGGCAUGCAGUACCAGACUGGCACAACAUAGGCUUUCCCAUUGUAGAAUGUUCCUCUGAAGGAGACUUCAUUCUUUCCAAACCACCAGACACUGGGGGACUAAUCUCUUUUGGCACUGUAGCUGAACAGCUGGUGUAUGAAUUGGGCGAUCCUCAGCGCUAUCUCUUACCAGAUGUCACAUGUGACUUUUCCAAAGUUUCCAUCACUGAAAUUCCAGGUUUUGAUGGUGGGGCAGUGAAAGUUCACGGAGCAAAAGGAUCGCCUCCUUCAGCAUUUUAUAAGGUUAGUGCCACUUAUCUUGAUGGCUUCAGAGCUACUGCUGUCUGUCCAGUGGGAGGUCCAAAAGCAGUACAAAAAGGAAAACACACUGCAGAAGGUAUUCUGCAGAGGACUCGUCUUAUUUUCAGUCAGCUUGGGUAUGAAGAUUACAGUGCAGUUAACAUACAGGUUUUAGGGUCUGAAGAUACAUAUGGACCUCAUGCUAGAAGGAGUAUAGAUGGUCAGGGUCCUCGAGAAGCUGUUAUUUGGCUUGCUGUACACCAUAAGCAAAAAGAAGCUGUAGAAAUCUUCUCCAGAGAAGUUGCUUCAGCUGGAACUGGCAUGGCACCUGGCCUCACUGGAAUUGUUGGAGGGCACCCCAGAGUGUCUCCAGUUUUGAAGCCAUUUUUCUUCUAUUAUCCCAAAAGCAAUGUUCAGGUCAGCCUAUUUCUAAAUGGGCAGCAUGUUGAGACGUUUGAGGAGGAUAUUACCUUUACAUCAGAUGAGGUUGUUUCAUUUGAUCCACCUGAGAUUAGCACUGAAUUGAAAGAUCUGCCAAGUGGUCCACAUACUUACCGCUUAGAAGAUCUUGCCUAUACUAGAAGUGGAGACAAAGGCAACUCUGCAAACAUAGGUGUGAUAGCACGGCAUCCCCUCUACUAUCCAUACCUAAAGAAAACUUUAACUGCUGAAGCCCUGGAGAACUACUUCCAACACCUUUUUGAGCAAGAAAAACCUGAAGAAGAGCUAGUAACGAGAUAUGAGUUGCCAGGAAUCCAUGGAUUAAAUUUUGUUCUGAAGAAUUCCCUUGGUGGUGGUGGCAUAGCAUCCCUAAGAAGUGACCCACAGGGCAAAGCACUUGGACAGAUGCUGUUGGAUUUUCAGAUUAAAAAUGUUCCUGAUUUAAAAUCACUGAUAGAGUAACAGGUGUUUAAUACAUAUGCUUUUAACACUGAGUGGUAUCAAAAUGUUACAAACAAGAACUGGCUUCUUGAGAUACUCUUUUUUCUUAAAGAGUAGAAAUUAGUGACAGUUAUCUCUCAGAGGCUUAGCUAUAUGGCACAGAUUAGCAAAUGUUUUGAGCAAUACAAGGCUAAUAGCUUUGUCCUUGACUGAUAACAUUUCCCUUCCAGAUAAUACAUUGGAUGAAGAAUUAAUUUAUUUUCUGUAAAAAAGAAUUAAUUAAAUUGCAACAUAACAUUUAAUAAUAAGAUGAACUUUGUUCAAAGAUGGAAAUUACAUCCUGUUCAGUCCAUUUCCCUUUUCCUUCUGUCAGUCUUUAUUUGAAAAUUAAAUGGACUG
Pezoporus occidentalis (night parrot) is the source of this 2357-nucleotide messenger RNA. RefSeq lists its product as uncharacterized. NCBI's taxonomy places the organism in Eukaryota, Metazoa, Chordata, Aves, Psittaciformes, Psittacidae. The record is from RefSeq and is a predicted model, not a curated record. Bases 39 to 1979 code for a protein of 646 amino acids. The transcript is spliced from 20 exons.